This is a messenger RNA of Trichomycterus rosablanca, 189 nucleotides long. Its product is annotated as guanine nucleotide exchange factor subunit RIC1-like. NCBI's taxonomy places the organism in Eukaryota, Metazoa, Chordata, Actinopteri, Siluriformes, Trichomycteridae. The transcript is spliced from 3 exons. The annotation marks the transcript as partial. The record is from RefSeq and is a predicted model, not a curated record.
UAUCUAUCUAUCUAUCUAUCUAUCUAUCUAUCUAUCUAUCUAUCUAUCCCAUCCAUCCAUGUACCUAUCCAUUCUCCACACACAUAUACAUCCAUUCAUCCAUCCUCCACACACCCAUCCAUCCAUCCAUCACAUCUAUCCAUCCAUCCAUCCAUCCAUGCACCUAUUCAUCCAUCCAUUUAUCUGUCA